AUGAGUCCAACACUUCGGCCAUUAUGGGCCCGCGAUAUUUCCAGCGACUUCUCCUCCGUGUCUAGCUGGGACACGUGCAUGUCCAAGACCUACUGCAAGUGGCCCGUCAUCGUGGGCAUCAUCGUCGGCUCGGUGAUUAUUCUGUGCAUCCUGGCCUGCGUGAUCAAUUGUCUCUGCUGUGGCUACCGAUGCUGCACCGCCUGCUGCGGCUGCUGCUGUCCCUCCGGCCGGCGCAGAAACAAGCAGCCCAAAUACUACGACGAGCCUCCGCUGCAUCAGCCUCCGCUGCCGAGCGCAAACCCGACCUACCAGCCCUCUCCUGCCCCGCCUGCAUACCGCGGCCAGGUGCAGACUGCGCGGUUUGAUAGUUCCAAGCCGUCUGCGAGGGUCAACGAGGAUUCUCUGCCCGCCAUGCCGACCUGGGACAGCGCUGUCGAGAAGCACGUGGAGGACCCCAACGCCCACGCCGAUGAGGUCGAGAUGGAGCCAUUGAACCCGCAGGGCCACGGUCCGGACCGCAAGGGUUCGGUGUCGCCUGGUGUCGCGUACGCGGAUUUCCCGCCUCCCCUCGCCGCCAACCAAGGCGAGUCGUCUGCAUACAGAGGAUACGGCCCCAAUGACCCCUACGGUCGCCGCUCGCCUGGACCCGCAGCUGCAUUUGGCGGCCAGCAAGAUCCCUACGGCCGUCGCUCGCCGGGAGUCAUGUCUCCCCCCGCAGCCGUCGACCCGUACGGACGCCGCUCGCCCGGCUCGAAUGCCGCAUUCCCCGGACAGCAAGAUCCCUAUAGACGCCCCUCACCGGGCCCCAAUGCCGCCUUCGGAGGACAGCAAGAUCCUUACAGACGUGCCUCGCCAGGCCCGAAUGCCGCCUUUGGUGGACAACAAGAUCCCUACGGACCCCGGUCCCCCGGUGGCAUGUCAUCACCGGUUAAUGGCGCCAUGCCUCACAACCCUUACGACACCCAGCAGCAGCAACAGCAGUCGUACCACAACCAGCCGUACGACGAUUAUAAUAACGGCGGUAAUGACGGCCAAUUUCACGCCAUGACGGCCCCCCACGCCGUGACAGCCCCCCACGCCGUGACCUCCCCUUCGCCCGUGGGCGCCUACAAACCACCAACAACCUACAGCCCCGUGCCAAUGGCCUUCUCGCCCUCCUCGGAGAUGGGCGGCCCGGGACACACGGCGCCCCCCUCCAUCGGCGGCGCGAGCCAGUACCCGCCCACCUAUACCUCCCAGCCAGCAGCUCCGUACAGAGGCAUGUCACCCAACCUCCCUUCGCCUUCGCCGCCCCCGGCCGGUCCCCUGCCCUCUCCGCCAACUCAGCAGUACACGGCGUAUAAUGCCUCCUCGACCGAGACCCCACCGAACAGAACCCCGACUGUGCUGCAGAGUGGCCGGAAUGCUGCGCCGGGCUCAUACCGCAAUGUCUAA
Molecule: messenger RNA, 1434 nt
Organism: Penicillium riverlandense
Lineage: Eukaryota; Fungi; Ascomycota; Eurotiomycetes; Eurotiales; Aspergillaceae
Exons: 1
Coding region: 1-1434 (477 amino acids)
Cellular component (GO): cellular bud neck; plasma membrane
Source: RefSeq, a predicted model, not a curated record